This is a messenger RNA of Macroventuria anomochaeta, 1150 nucleotides long. Its product is annotated as NAD(P)-binding protein. Lineage: Eukaryota; Fungi; Ascomycota; Dothideomycetes; Pleosporales; Didymellaceae. The transcript is spliced from 2 exons. The record is from RefSeq and is a predicted model, not a curated record. The coding region runs from base 121 to 1002 and encodes 293 amino acids.
CAUUUCCCCUUUACGUAGUCUGCGCGUAUAAAGACUACCCUCGUGUGAGUUGCAUUAUCCCUCUAUUACAGAUUAAAUCUCGACUACCUCAACUGAGAGUUCCUCAUAUUACUCAACACAAUGGCGAGCACACACAACCUUCAAGCUUCGAGGCUGUUCUCGGUCAAGGACUAUGUCUGCGUAGUCACUGGUGGUGGCUCUGGCAUUGGCCUGAUGGCUGCACAAGCAUUGGCCGCUAACGGUGCAAAGGUGUACAUCACAAGUCGACGCCAGGAAGUACUUGAAAACGCUGUCAAGUCUCACGACCCCAAGGGAACCGGCGGCCAGAUUAUCGCACUGAGCCCGUACGAUGUUACUAAGAAGACCGAUCUUGAGAAGAUGUUCGAGGAGCUGUCGAAGAAGGAGAAGUACAUUAACCUUCUCGUCGCUGCAGCUGGUAUCAGUAGUGGGAAGGCCGAGCCUGAUGCGGACAAGGCAACAGAAAUGAAGGCGAAGCUCUGGGACAACGAGACCUUUGAGGAUUGGGCCAACACCUACAACACUGAUGUCAGCUCCGUAUACUUCACUACUGUCGUCCUACUCCCUCUUCUCCAGGCAGGUACCGAGACUCACGGCCAUCUCUCCGCGUCAGUCAUCGUCAUCAGCUCUAUGUCUGGAAUCAUGCGCCACGCCCAAGGCCACUUCAGCUACAAUGCCGCAAAGGGCGGCACCGUCCAUCUGACCAAACUCAUGUCGGCCGAGUUCCAGCAACUGAGUGUCCGGGUCAACUCCAUCGCUCCAGGCUACUUCCCCUCGGAGAUGACUGCAAAAGAGAGCGACGAGAACCAGAAGAGUCAUGUGCCGGACGAGAAGAUCCAGGAGAAGGGCCACGUUCCUCAGGGACGAGCUGGCCAUGACGAGGAAAUGGCGCAAGCUGUGCUCUUCCUCACCAAGAACGCCUACGUCAACGGCGAGAUUAUCGCUGUCGAUGGUGGUGUUCUCAACGUUGUGGCCGGACGAUAAGCGACUCCGGUCGUUGAUGAUGAAUGACGGUAAUGCAUAAGGGCGGCGUCUGGCGGAUACAUAGAUAGCCAAAAAGGUCGACAAAGACGUAGCGAAACACAACGAAAAGCACACAUAGGAUGUUAAAAAAAGCAAUCAACAACGAAUA